GUAGUAUACGCUCCUUCGUAUCAUCUCAGAAAUGAUCGCCAGGCGGCUCCCAGCCCGAGGAGAGCCCCGGAGAACCGGGCGAGCCGCUGACAGAGCAGCACAGUCAAUCCGCAGCUCUUUCCUCUUCAGACAGCCACGAUCCGCUUCAUAACUGGACCAUAAACCUCCGUACUGCUGAUAAACCACGCGCUUGUGUUUACGAUUUAAGUGCUGUAACGCUCCAUUCUUAGAUCCGGUCUAUAACGACAGACAGAUACACAGACAGAAGGUGGGAAAAGUUAAAAAAAGUGAGAAAAAAGUACGAAGAAGAGCUCAUCUGCUUUUUCUCGAAAAGAUCGCACAGAUGAAGUGAGAUAGAGAGAAGGUUUGAGACCUUAAAGGAGCAAUGUGACGGCUGGAUUUUAUUUGCAGCUCGCCGGCUACGAUGGACCUCAGAACCAGACAUUGAAUCUCUUCUUCUCAAGACACAAUGGUCAUUGUUUUCUUUCUAGUAGCAUCUGCAACACAACUCACAAACAGUUCAACAGAGGCUGAUGGCAAUGCGAACCAGGGGCUGCCGACCUCACAGAUCCUGUCCUUACUACUGGGGCUCUGCGUCUUGCUUCUUAUUCUGGGCCCGCUGACCUGGUUUUGUCUCAGGUUGAAAAACCAGAGGAAGGCUGACAUCACAGUCAUUGACAAGAAAAUACCAAAUGGGAUUCUGGAAGAACAAGAAGAAUAUAUAGAUAUGGAUAAACAUGAAGAUGAUCUGGACCGGCCAUCAGAAGAACAACAGACCGUGGUCUUACUGCCUAAAUCUCCGUCCACCUCCAAAACAUAUUUCCCCAUCCCUCUAGACAACUUGGAAGAUGAGUAUCGGAUACGCUCUGCCGAUGAUGGAAAACUCUUCCGGGAAGAGUACACUUCAUUACCCGGAGGCUCAACACAAGGAACAUGUGAAGAGGCAAAUAAAGAGGAAAACAAGGAGAAAAACAGAUAUCCAAACAUCUUACCAUAUGAUCAUUCCCGAGUGAUUCUAACAACCAUCGAUGGAGUUUCAUGUUCAGAUUAUGUUAAUGCGUCAUAUAUUGAUGGUUAUAAAGAUAAAAAUAAAUUUAUCGCAGCACAAGGGCCGAAACAGGACACGGUGGCAGAUUUCUGGAGGAUGAUAUGGGAACAGAAAUCAGCCACUAUUGUCAUGCUAACGAAUCUGAAAGAAAGAAAAGAGGAUAAGUGUUAUCAGUAUUGGCCCGAUCAGGGAUGCUGGACAUACGGUAAUAUCCGUGUUGCUGUGGAGGACUUCACUGUACUGGUGGACUACACGAUACGCAAAUUCUGCGUGCAGUAUCAAGGCGCUGACGGAUCCAAGACUCCCCGUCUGGUCACCCAGCUACACUUCACCAGCUGGCCAGACUUCGGUGUGCCGUUCUCUCCCAUCGGCAUGCUCAAGUUCCUGAAGAAGGUGAAGCAGGUGAACCCCUCAUUGGUUGGACCUAUCGUGGUGCACUGCAGUGCGGGUGUGGGCAGAACAGGAACGUUUAUCGUCAUUGAUGCGAUGAUUGACAUGAUAAACACUGAACAGAAGGUGGACGUGUUUGGUUUCGUGUCAAAAAUAAGAGAGCAGAGAUCACAGCUUGUUCAGACAGACUUACAGUACUCGUUCAUCUAUCAAGCUCUUCUGGAGUAUUUUCUGUACGGAGACACGGAGCUCGACGUGUCGUCUCUGGAGGGUCACCUGCAAAAACUUCACAACACCUUUGCACCGCUUGACCGCGUGGGUCUGGAGGAGGAGUUUAAGAAACUUACGAACAUGCGUAUCCUGAAAGAAAACAUGAGGACGGGGAAUCUACCUGCCAACAUGAAGAAAAACCGAGUCCUUCAGAUUAUUCCAUAUGACUUUAACAGAGUCAUCUUGUCGAUGAAAAGAGGUCAGGAAUUUACAGAUUAUAUCAACGCAUCUUUCAUUGAUGGGUACAGACAGAAGGACUAUUUCAUUGCGACGCAGGGUCCUUUGGCACACACGGUAGAUGAUUUUUGGAGGAUGGUUUGGGAAUGGAAGUGUCACUCGAUCGUAAUGCUAACAGAAUUACAGGAGAGAGAUCAGGACAAGUGUUUUCAGUACUGGCCCAGUGAGGAUUCGGUGACGUACGGUGAUUUCACAGUGGAGAUGAAAGGAGACGUAUUGUGCGACACAUUCAGUCUUAAAGAUCUGCUGCUUACAUACGGCCCUGACAAACAGACGCGUUUAGUUCGACACUUUCAUUUCCAUGCCUGGCCGGAGAUCGGAAUACCAGCCGAAGGUAAAGGAAUGAUUGACAUCAUCGCAUCCGUUCAGAAACAACAGCAGCAGUCGGGCAACCAUCCCAUAAUCGUACACUGCAGUGCUGGAGCAGGUCGGACCGGUACAUUUAUCGCUCUCAGUAAUAUUCUGGAGCGUGUGAAAGCAGAAGGUUUGCUGGACGUGUUUCAGACCGUGAAGAGUUUACGAAUGCAGCGGCCACAUAUGGUGCAGACAGUGGAGCAGUAUGACUUCUGCUACAGAGUGGUACAGGACUUUGUCGACAUUUUCUCAGACUAUGCCAAUUUUAAAUAAUCUAAUCUGCCUUAAACGUUUGAGUUGUUGAAUGCUUUUAUACACGCCGGUCGUUCAGGACUUUCCAUUGCGAUUGGAAGAUAAUUCUGCUCUAUUUUACUAUGCACUUCUCAAUGUUACUAAAAGACCAUAUCUAUCUGUAAUAUAAUAUACUAAGGCUACUAAAGUUUUAAAAACUGUAAAUUGUCUUUAUAACACAUUUAAACAGUUUAUUUUGAUCUCGGAUUGUUUUUAUUAUGACAGAUCAUUCCAAUUUCUGCUAUUAUUAUUGUAAAAUAGUGUUUGUCUUUGUUUGUUUGUUUGUUUAACUAAUUAUUUUAAUUUUUUUAACUAGUCGUUGUAGAAUUUGUAAAGCAGUGGCUGUAAUGUAUUUAUGCGCUGUUGUAGACAGGACAACCUGCGAGAUCAGACAUUUUUUGUGAAUGUUUCAUGAGAUUUUAUUUAUUCAGAGUUAUUGCCUCGCAUUAUAUGAACGAUAUCAUUGUGUCGAAGCGUUGUUUUUAAUCCCUGUCUUUAACAUUGUCUUCAUCAGCCAUAGCAAAUGUGAAUAAUGUUGACAAAGCAGCAAACAUUCCCAUUCAACAAAGGGGCUACUGUAUGUGAGAUUAUUAUUAUUAUUAUUACAAUAUGGCUAAUGAAUUGUUCUCAAGAAAGGCACAAAUGUCAGCAAAAUAUUACAUUUAUAAGAUGAUUUAGCACACAAUAGACAGAUGGAAAAGUAUAUGACCAUUGACCUCCCUGAGAUUUAUCCUGAGAAAAGCUGCAAAGGUUUUUAAAGCACACACAAACACGACUGAUGUUGCCUUGCACAGGGCCAAUGAUUCCCAAUAAAUGAGCAAAUGCGUUAAAAAA
Messenger RNA from Paramisgurnus dabryanus, 3424 nucleotides. It is a transcript of the gene ptprea, whose product is annotated as protein tyrosine phosphatase receptor type Ea. Gene Ontology annotation, molecular function: protein tyrosine phosphatase activity. The record is from RefSeq and is a predicted model, not a curated record. Gene Ontology annotation, biological process: protein dephosphorylation. NCBI's taxonomy places the organism in Eukaryota, Metazoa, Chordata, Actinopteri, Cypriniformes, Cobitidae.